AUGGCAACAUCAACAGCAAACGUCGGCCGCCCAAACAACAAUGCGCUACUGGCGCUGAUGGCCGGUCUGGCCGCGCUCGGGUUCUAUACGAUGCGCAUCACUACCGCGAUGAACGAUGUUCCUGUGGGCUUUCUAGAAACAGCAGCAUCGGGCGUUUUCCCAAACGGUGUGCUUCUCAAGAAGAACUACACAGGCAUCUAUCUGGUGGACGAAGGUCUGUCUUUCCUGGUUGCUGCCUUCCUAGCCGGCCCGAUGCGAUGGAACGAGCCAUAUUACUGGCAACAGCUUUACUUCCUCAUCCAAAUCACGGCCCUUGUCACGAUCAACAAUGUGGAGGCUAUUUCCAUUUGGGCCUUCGUCUAUCAGAAUGUUGGAGCAGCUUGCAUCGUCACUAUCUGGUGGCUAGUCCUCCAUCGCGUCUCGCAGCCCAAGGCCUACUUUGAGAGCGGACGCACUGUCCCGCUGCCUUACGCGCGCGUGAUCUUACCGGGCGUUUUCCUGUUCUACGUUGUGCCUACGGUCGCAUUGUUCCUUCCCGGCCAGAGCGCAGACAGGAUGCAAAACCUCCUAGCAUUCUGGCAAAUCACGCCCAUCCUUACCGGCAUUCCCAUGUGGCUCGUCUCCCUCUCCGGUACCUCGACCGCCGUUACCGCGAGCAACAGGAAUGCAGAUGUUCGACACCUCAAAGUUCUCUACGCUCUCCUUUUCGUUCUUUGUGUGGCAACUCAUUGGUACGCCAUCCGCGGCAUUUCCCUUUCGACAGACCCCGAUGUUACGUACGCCCGCGUCUUCUUACCCAGUACCUAUACCUGGAAGAGGAACGCUGAUUGGGGUUUGCUGUUCAUCUUCCAGUGGGAUUGGCUCAUCAUCGGACUAAUGUACAUUAUUCCGUCGUGGGUCGCGGUGUGCGAUGUGCAGCGGAUGCGGAAUGGAGAGGCUACGCUCGAAAAUAUCUUUGAGAGCUUCCUUGUUAUUGCGGCCCUGACGGGUGGUGGUGGCCCGGGCGCGACGCUUGCCGCUGUCUGGUUCUGGCGAGAGGCUGCAUUGGCGGACAUCGAGAUUGCAUCGGGGGCGAAGAAGGUGCAGUAA
This is a messenger RNA of Alternaria metachromatica, 1089 nucleotides long. RefSeq lists its product as uncharacterized. The coding region runs from base 1 to 1089 and encodes 362 amino acids. The transcript is spliced from 2 exons. The record is from RefSeq and is a predicted model, not a curated record. NCBI's taxonomy places the organism in Eukaryota, Fungi, Ascomycota, Dothideomycetes, Pleosporales, Pleosporaceae.